Messenger RNA from Coregonus sp. 'balchen', 3300 nucleotides. NCBI's taxonomy places the organism in Eukaryota, Metazoa, Chordata, Actinopteri, Salmoniformes, Salmonidae. The record is from the annotation of a GenBank genome assembly.
UUUUUUGAGCACAGUGAGUGUGGGCUGGUCUACAAUAAGUUUCGUUUUUCUGGAACAUUUCACUUUCGAUAGGCUGUUAAUUAGGCAUAUGUGGAUAUGGCCAUUCCACAGUCAGACCAUUAUUGAUUCCGGUGCGGACAUUAGGCUACUUUUGGAAAUAGGCGCACAUAUUGGGUUUGCAUUUCGUAGCAGGGUAGUGAUCUCCGCUUGAUUUCUUCAUGGCCCAUGCAGCUGUAUCUGCACUGGAUUUGGGGAGAGAGAAACAGUUGUUAAAGUUUUUUCCCGAACCUGUCCGACUUCACCUGAUCUACAGGGCGCGCCACCAUGGAUUUAAGAUGUCUGAUUUGAUUUCUAAAUUCGAUCAAGUGGGAAGAUUCGUUGUAAUUGUUUAUUUGGAAUCAGGCACAAUGAAGGGGGGCUAUCUGAGUAAACAAUCUGAUUUCUAUCUCCAAGAGUACAGAGGGGCAUUUGUCUUCGAAAUAGACCAUCAAAAAGCAAACGUCUUUCCUGUCGUGAAGCACCGCGAUUCGAUCAUUUUUAAUAAUAAGUAUAAUAAUGAAAUCUUGGGCUUUGGGGAUUGCCUAAAAAUUUACAACAAUAAGGACAAAACACUUUGUGUUGAUGUGAAGGAAGAUGAUACCUACACACCCACUGGUUGGAGUGAAGAGUUGGAGGUGCCCUUCAUGGAUGUGGAGUUGCAUCGCAUUCAAAGUAAUUCUGCCCCAAAACAAUGUGAUGAAUUAAAUGUACUCUCUGAAAAUGUAGUCUAGGCCUAGUGUAAUUUUUUGUUCUUAUUAUGUUCAAGGUGUUGGAGAUGUGCUGCUGAACCCUUGGAGGGAGCUGUCAUGGACUGAGAAGUAGGUCACAUUGGAAAUGAAUUUCCUGAAUCUAUCAAUAACAAAGUAAUCUGUUCUACAGCAGUAGAGGCUAGUCUGUGGCUUAAUAUUGGUGGCCUAAAAGCAGUCUGCGGGCUGCCUGAUGUAAUAUUAUGGCUCUUUCUGUGCUAUCUCAUUUUACCAGAGAGAGGGGGUCACUGAGGAAGAAUCUGGUCUCCUUCAAACCGGCCUGCCAGUCUCUGAACCGAGUCAGGGUUCUGCUGAUGGGUCCUCCUGGGUCAGGAAAAUCCAGCUUCAUCAACUCUGUCAGAUCUGUGAUGUUCGGAAGAGUCCUUCUCCUGCCUUUUAUUGGAACUGCAACAAAGGGCUUCAUCAAGAAGGUAUAGUGUCUGUAACAAAGAGUUUUUAGCAUAUACGAUUGAUAAUGCCUUGACUGAGAUAGAAAGCUAAGGAGUAACAUCUGGACCGCCAUAUCAAUGUGUCCCUGAAUGUGAGGACCUGCCCUGUGGGUGGGUGCGAGGGAAGGGAUAUAUACCAAAGAUACUCCCCUUUCAUCUAUGGAUAUACUGUAUGUCUGUCUUUUUGGUGGUCGUUGUCUGAGUUUGUCUCUAACAAAACUUGCUUACAAAACACUGUCUCCUCUCUUUAUCUACCCAGCUGAAGUCGUAUGACAUCCGGUCAGAGAGAGGGGGGAAGUCCACAGCUCUAACCCUGUGUGAUGUGUUGGCUCUGGGGGAAGAUGAGACGACUGGCCUGACCCUCACAGACGCACUGACUGUCAUCAAGGGACACGCCCCAGAGGGACACAAGGUAGGCGGCAUUUGUUUUCUUUCUGUGAGUAGCAAUGUCUUCAUGAUAAUUCCUAGCCUUGCUUGGGAUAAAGAUCAAAGGAACCUCCAUGUAAAAUUUUACUGAACAUGUUAUAUUAUUAACAUGUUAUGCAUAUGAUUCACUUUGUAACCAACAUACACACAUUGUAGCUAACAGAGGGACAGGGCCGAGAACCCAGGUCGCUGGUGUGAAAGGCAAACAUCCUAUGCAUUGCGUCAAUAGGGUUAACCCACUUGGAGUUAAUUAUAAUGUGGCUCAUUAAUGGAUCGCAACAAUAUUAAUUAAUUUGUUCUGUUUGCUUUUUAUGGCAACACAAUGACAUUGUCCAACACCAUAGUUUCAAAGUGAUGCGCCCAUCAAAGCUGAGACUUCAGGUUACAGACCGAAUCCAUCGGUAAAUGACCAAAUUCAUUGUGCGGUGUUCGUUCUGAAUGCCUGCCAAGUCAUGACCACCAGUGAGGACCUUACAAUGAUAUUGAGGACACUUCAAGCUGAAAUCUCAGAUCUAGGUGAGUUUUCAGACACAAACACACACACACACACACACAAUGACUACUGUAUACAGAUGUAGGAUCUUAAUUUGAGCAAGUUUGCUACAGCAGGAAAUGUAAAUUAUUAUGUGGAUUAUAAUUAAUGCACAUUUUUGUAGGGGUUGAUACAUUUCGUUUGGGCAAAUCAAGUCUGAAAUUUCAAAGUGGAAAUUACAAACUUUAGAAUCCUUUUUAAAACUAAAAUACACUACAAGUUUGCAUUUCCUGCUGUGCAGGAACAUUCUCAGCAGCAAGUGAUCAAAUUAAGAUCCUACAUCUGUAUGACCCUGUCCUCUCCAGACAUCCCCCAGGUGGUUCUGUUGACCCAUGUGGACCAGGUGUGUCAUGCCGUCCAAGAGGAUGUGAAGUUUGUCUACUCCAGCCGCAUGCUACAGGAGAAGGUAGGCCUACUUCAAAAGUUGAAGAUUAGGUGUAGUUUAAUGUGUUGUAAAACCAUUAUAUCUGCAAUCUAUCUUCUAUCUUAUGUUCUGCUGUGCCACAGAUGCAGAAGGCAGCAGAGGUGGUGGGUUUGCCAGUGUCCUAUGUGCUUCCAGUGAAGAACUACUCCAGUGAGCUGUCUGUGAGCUGCAACACUGACAUCCUGCUGCUGAGUGCAGUUCAUCACAUUCUCCAAGCUGUUGACGACACUUAUGAGGAUUACUGCCCUCCAACCCCUGCAGAUGCCAGUCCAGUGACUGUUUAGUGUUUGAUAAGUAACUGUGUGGAAAGGUAUCCUGCUGUAAUGCAUGUGUCAUUAACAGUGUUGGGAUUAGGUACUUAAAAAAGUAAUAUUACAUAUUACUUGUUACAUUCAACAAAAUAACAUGUUACUUUACAAUAUUACUUUGCAUGACCGUAACACGUUAUAUUACUCGUAUAUUACUUUGCAAUACUUUCAUGAAAAAAAAUCUCUAAACCUCACAGUUUGUUUAACUUUCUGAGCCUCUGAGGGAGCGAGGUGAGCCACGCAUGCUCUACCAAAGAUCGGCUCAUCUAAUUCAUAAAAAUAAUUACCUUCAACCCGAUCAGGAACAUCUUGGACACAACUAUUUCCUAAAUGGUGUAGGCUGAUGUAUUUAUGUCUGAAUUUUGCAGUACAUUUG